Messenger RNA from Haliotis rubra (blacklip abalone), 4406 nucleotides. RefSeq names its product nucleolar protein 4-like. NCBI's taxonomy places the organism in Eukaryota, Metazoa, Mollusca, Gastropoda, Lepetellida, Haliotidae. The record is from RefSeq and is a predicted model, not a curated record. The transcript has 10 exons. The coding region runs from base 1 to 1959 and encodes 652 amino acids.
AUGUCGUCUGCUACUCUUUCCAGUGUGUCGUCUGCUGCAUUACGCGGGCAGGAUCUUAACAAAGACAUAAUGUACGAUACAUUUCAAACCUGGGCACUGCAGAAUUAUGGAGACAGCGGUAAGACCAAGACAGUUACAAGGAAGAAAUAUACCCGUAUUGUGCAUAUUUUGGCCGGAGAGGAACCACCAACAGCCGAGAACUCCAAAUUUAGAUUUUGGGUAAAAGCCAAAGGUUUUCGAUUGGGACCCAUACCUGGAAAUGGAUUGUCUUACAACAAUGCUGAGAAAGUGCUAUACGUCCCGUCACGCGUACAGGUAAGUGGCAAUCAGUCUAUUGAUGCAGAGCGGGAUUACAAGAAGGUUGCAGUUGUUGAGGACUUCUUCGACAUUAUCUACAGCGUCCACGUUGAGAUGGACGGCAGAGGGGGCAAGCAUGCCGGACAGAAACGAACUUACAGAGCGAUCGCCGAAACGUAUUCAUUCCUGCCCCGUGAGGCCGUCACACGUUUUCUCAUGUCGUGUGCAGAUUGCCAAAAACGGAUGCACCUGUCGUUUGAGCAUAACAACAACACAACCUGCGCGACCAAUCAGAACGGCAGCAGGACGAUCUCACCAAGUCACGUGACGGACGAUCCACCAAUGAUCGACUUCAGUCUCCCUAUCACCCAGACCUACCUGAACCACAUGCGAAACAAAGGCUACGCAUCGGAUUUCUCUUGUCACGAUGAGGAGAGCAUGUCCAGCGCUGACAGUGAGCUGAGCCGGGAACCCUCCCCGUUACCCUCCCCACAAGCCGACAGCACCCCCAACGGACAGAACGCCACAUCGCGAAAAGAUACAGAAGGCGAUAUAGUCAUGACACCGGUAAACCUUGCCACACCCCCGGGCCCAGAGACAGGGAGUGCUGACGAGGAUAGACCCACAGCCGUAGCCAAAUCCCCUGUACCCUCGGAGAAGGAAAGCAGGGGUCACCCCGAAAGAAAACGAAGAGCAAGUAACGAGAGUUCAGAUAGCGUUGUGACCAAGACUAGUGACGGUGCCAACACCGACGACCUCCACGUUGGAAAAGACGAAGAAGAUGAUAACGACGAUGAAGACGAAGAGAAGGUUGCAGCUGCUCAUAACUAUGACCCCGAACGUCUCAAGGCUUUUAAUAUGUUCGUCCGCCUCUUCGUUGAUGAGAACCUAGAUAGAUCUGUGCCCAUCUCUAAGCAGCCGAAGGACAAGAUCCAAGCUAUCCUCGAGGCAUGCGAUAGACAGUUCCCAGAAUUCCAUGAGCGAUCCCGGAAACGGAUACGCACUUAUCUUAAGUCCUGUCGUCGAAUGCGUCGCUCCAAGGAACAGAACGGUUGGGAGCCGCAGCUCCGCCCAACCCCGCCCCAUCUGACGUCAGCAGCCGCCGAGAGUCUCCUAGCAACCGCGUGUGAAAACGAGAGUCAGAACGCCAAGCGCAUGCGUAUGGGAUUGGACCCUCUUCCCGCUUCCGCAAUGCAACCCAGCGUUAAUCCUUCCCCUCAAUCCUCGCAGCCCCAGGUGACGUCACAGCCCAACACUCCGAACAACCAAUCACAGGCGGCACAGAUCGACCGUCACGUGCCUGCUAGCAAUGACUUUCUACGUCACCAGCCACCGCCACCAGCCUUCAGAGCACCACCCGAGUUCCACCCACCUUUCUUCACUAAUGGAAACGGCCUUUUCCGGCCAGGCUUCCCAGCUGGGUACCAACACCCCGCCCACCACCACCCGCCAGUCAUUCAACACUCUAUCCAGACAAACGCCGUACAGAAUGGAGAGUUCGGGCCUACAGAUUUGAGUAUGAAGAAACAGAACUCAAAGAAUCAACUGAGUACAACUGAGGUUGCCACAAUCAAGCAGCUGAUCGCAGGCUACAGAGAGUCCGCAGCGUUCCUCUAUCGCUCAGCAGACGAAUUGGAACAGCUACUUCUGCAACAAAACUGAGGACAACGGUGUGAGCAGACGAACUUUUACCGCGGUCAAACAAUAGCAACUCUGAAGCAGGAACGGGAAAAGAGUUUUGCUUGCAAACUGCAGGUCGACAGAGUGGAGGAUAUAAUAUGUUGCAAUGUUAUCCCAAUUAUGGAGGAGUUGGACGUUUUUGCGGGAACUGCGUAAAGCAGACGACUUUUGGUCCAUCUGUAGCUAUGGACGAGAAUGAACUUUCUGGCCUUGAAUGUUAAACGGCUUUGGUUUUGACUUUCUACGUGACGUUGGCAAAACUACACUGCCUCUCAGUCCAUGAUAUACGAUGUCUUCGUGAUGAAAUGCAAAUGACUGACAUCUCAGGAACUGACAUGCGCAUUGAUAGCUAUGCGUGUAACUUGAUCACCUGUGACUUUUAGUCAAGUAACCUUAUCAAAAGACUUCAUCAAAGUAACAGUGACUGAUAUGUAAUGACGUGAUUGACGCAUUCUGCGUGUGCAUUGACCUGGCCUGGGCAGAGGCUGUUGCAAACUCUACGUGUAAAUGCAUUCCAGAACAUUUUUCGCAGCAGACCCUUGACCGGAACAGCCGCCAUUUUUAAAAUCUCUCAAAACGAGUUAUUGCUUCGUCUCGACGAGAUUUGGUUGUAUCACGUGACACUUUGGAUGAAUCUCAUCUUUUUGCCUUGUGUUUGGUUGUAUGGAUAUAUUUUUCUAGUCAACUAUCUCUUCAUACAUAUAUUUCAUAUAUUUUUCAUAUUGGUAUCUUCUCGUACAUUCUCGCCUAGUCACGCAGUGUGCAGGGACCAUAUAUGUAUCUUCAAAGAGGUAUUUUCAAUGGUUAACUCUCUUUGUUGUGCAAAUCUUUAUUCGAGGAACUUGUAUCUGGGAUAGACAUAUUAGAAGGUUUUGAUAUAUACAACUUUUCACUGCACGACUUGCACGGGCUUUUAGUGAAAUGGACAAUAUUACGUGCCAUGGUGGUUGUAUGUAGCCGAUAUGUUAAACGUUGUGUGUUUGAUAAUUGCAUAGAUAUAUAUUGAAAUGUACAUACUGUUUUCAUGGAUCGUCUCAAAAACUUCACUUUGAAUGUUGAUAAUCUCAAACUCGUAGAUAUCACAGUCUGAUUUAUGUAAGAGUGAGAUCGAAACGUGAAACAUUUUAGUGUAAUGAACGUAUGGCGUCAUUAUGAAGAACACUAGCUUUUGAGACGAUCCCCUAUUACUCAAUGCACACAACUAUGAUUAAAGUGCAAUUUUUCUCGUAUCAUUUCAUGAUAUUGUCAAGAAAUCCCAUUCUUUCCACCUCUUACCUCAACUAAACUGUGUAGGCGCUUUAGUUUGUUUUAUUAGUUUUCUGGACAGACAUUCCAGAACACAGUUCUGUAUUUAUUUAACUUAUUAUUUAUUAGUUAAUUUAUUGAAGUUACUUCAGCAUAUAUGAAUGCGUAAUGACAAAUAUCUCAACGGGAAAAAAGCAAGCAGUACCCCGUUUCCUUAUCUAAAGGUGCUAAGUCGUGUUUCUCCCUCCCGGUAGGUGUACCGGAAAUGACAUAAUCUGAUAAUUGCCCAAUGAAAUAACGGUUGCUUGGCCGCCAUUUACGGCAUGGUUGUUGUACUCACAACCAGUUAUUUGUCUAUUUACUAAUUUAUUAUAAUGCGUAUUGUUUGUACACUAUUUAUUGAUGAAAUCAAAUCCGCCAGUCUUGAUACUAACAUCUGUGGUUUUAUUUUGUGAUCAAAAGCCUUUUUUGACAUAAUAGACAACACCGUGAAUCUAUUAUUGAGAUUUCGUUAGAGUUUAGGGUUUCACUAAAUGUUUUUUUUAACAUUGUAUGAAAAUUGCAUUUUCUUGAAAUAUAUGCUAUGACCAUUUUACGUGUUGUAAUGUGAAGGAUUUCCAAUGGUGCAGCUACACAUAUUUUUGUACAGAAAUUAAAUUUGAUAAUUGAAAAAUUAAAAUACAGUUUACGUCUUUGUGUAAUAGAAAAAUUCAGUCGUUUCUUUCUUACCCAAAAUUGACAUAUUUAUUAAUAUAUUACAGUGUUGACACGCGCAAGUGAUGCGAUUGUGAACUGAGUGUUGAAUUCUUCAGUACGUAUAGUCGUGGUACCAUUUUGGUGAGAUGUUUUUGGGUUUUUUUGUGUUUGAUAUUCACUUAUUUCGUGAAUUCCAUUCCGUACGAAGUGCGUAUUUUCAUUACUCACAGGCACGUGCAUUCCCACUUUUUAUUUUGCUGAGUACAAUUAUGUCCUACUGAAUACGAGAUCAUUCAGUAUUAAUAUUUAUUACACUCUAUUUAUUUGUUGUUUUAGUUUGUUUAUUAUGUUGAUAUUUCACCCUACUUUCGUGCAAUAUUGUCGGCCUCUCGUGUGAACAGAGCGCUAGCAUGGUAAUUAUGUAUACAUAAUGUCUGUAAUUGUUAUACUAUUUAUAUAUGAAUAAAGUUAACAUUUUACAGAGUGAA